This is a messenger RNA of Nicotiana attenuata, 794 nucleotides long. RefSeq names its product histidine-containing phosphotransfer protein 1-like. Gene Ontology annotation, biological process: phosphorylation; phosphorelay signal transduction system; cytokinin-activated signaling pathway. NCBI's taxonomy places the organism in Eukaryota, Viridiplantae, Streptophyta, Magnoliopsida, Solanales, Solanaceae. Gene Ontology annotation, molecular function: histidine phosphotransfer kinase activity; protein histidine kinase binding. The transcript has 6 exons. Gene Ontology annotation, cellular component: nucleus; cytoplasm. Bases 109 to 564 code for a protein of 151 amino acids. The record is from RefSeq and is a predicted model, not a curated record.
AUAGAAAAGGAACUUCCUCCAUGCACUCACUACUAAUUAUAAAAACUUGUCAUUAAAACUAACAGAGCAGACUGUUAGUUUGUGAAGUCAUUGUGGAUAUAGCAAAUCAUGGAGAGUAUAAACCUGUUACAAAGAAAACUAGCUGAGUACACUACUUCCUUGUACAAUGAGAAAUUUCUGGAUGAGCAGUUCAUACAACUGCAACAACUUGCAGAUGAGAGUAACCCUGACUUUGUGGUGGAAGUUGUGUCCCUUUUCUUUGAAGAUUCUGAAAGGCUUCUUAAUGAACUAACCAAAGCUCUCAAUCAGCCAAAUGUAGACUUCAAGAAAGUUGAUGCUCAUGUUCAUCAGUUGAAGGGUAGCAGCUCCAGCAUUGGUGCUCAGAGAGUUCAAAGAAUGUGCAUUGCCUUCCGUAAUUAUUGUGAGCAACAGAUUGUUGAAGGGUGCUUAAAAUGUUUGCAACAAGUAAAGAAUGAGUACACCCUUGUCAAAAACAAGCUUGAAACUUUAUUUAAGCUGGAGAAACAACUCGUGGAUGCUGGAGGUUCAUUACCUGUGGUGUGAAUAUUCAAGAAUAUUUAUUGAGAUGUGAAAUAUGAAUUAUGUGAAAUUCCAUUAUGCUUAAUUCCAAGUUUAGCAGUUCUUUGAAUAUGCUAUAAAUUGUUCAUGAUAUUUCGAGCUUCAUUGUGGAUAUAGUAACCAUUUUAAUUGGGUUGUAAAUUAGUCAAAUAUCCACCACUUCAAUACUGCUUCUCGAUGCAUGACCAAGUUUAAACAAAAUCGUCUUACUUAUA